Molecule: messenger RNA, 1344 nt
Organism: Oikopleura dioica
Lineage: Eukaryota; Metazoa; Chordata; Appendicularia; Copelata; Oikopleuridae
Source: the annotation of a GenBank genome assembly
AUGGAAUACAUACCCACUUCGCAAGGGUCAGUCGGUCGGAUCUUGUGCUGCCAAUGUGGCGUUCCAAUUGAACCAAAUCCGACGAAUACAUGUGUGACUUGCUUGAAAGGGCAAGUGGACAUCACCCAAGGAAUCCCUCGACAGUCAGUGGUUAACUUUUGUCGCGGCUGUGACCGAUACCUUCAGCCACCAAGCUCAUGGAUUCAAGCUGAUCUCGAGUCGCGGGAAUUGCUGACGCUCCUGAUUAAGAAACUCAAGGGCAACUUGACAGAUGUACGCCUCACCGAUGCUAGCUUCAUUUGGACAGAACCGCAUUCCAAGCGAAUUAAAAUCAAACUCACAGUGCAGAAAGAAAUUCAAGAGGGAGCUGUUCUCGAGCAGAUCAUUCCCAUUGAAUUCGUUGUUCAAGGACAGCAGUGUACUGAUUGCCAGCGAGUCGAAGCGAAGAACUUCUGGAAGAGCGUAGUGCAAGUGCGUCAAAAAGUCAAGCACAAACGAACUUUCCUCUACUUGGAACAAGUUAUUCUAAAAUACAACAUGUUCGAGAACACUAUCCGAAUUGGCCCUACUCAGCACGGCCUCGAUUUUUCUACGGCCGUCCUCAAGAUAGCCGAAAACUUGUCGAAUUCCUCCAACAAGUGGUGCCGAUUAAGAAAUAUGGGACAGUUGUUGAUCUGUCUUCGAGUGACUUCAACAAUUCAGCUGAUUGAUCCGGCCACUCUUCAGCUCCGAGAAGUCGACGGGUCCCAUUACUGGGCUAAUCCUUUUGAACCGAUUGCUUCUUCCGCGCGUUUGGUUAAGUUUGUAGUGAUGGAGAAAGAACUACUAGGAAAGAAUGAUAGAAACCACAAGGCGGGCCAGGGUAAACUGAGCUUCAAACACCAGCUGGCAGAUCUUUACGUGAUUCGCGAAGAUGAGCUCGGCACUCACGACGACUACAUUCACUGUAGAACACAUUUGGGUCAACAUCUCGACGUUGGAGAUGAAGUCCUAGGUUAUGACAUGAAGAAUAUGAACUGCAACAGCGAUGCCUUGGACGGAAUGAAUGGUAAUCACCCUGACGCGGUGCUAGUGAGAAAGAUCUAUGGCGACUCUAGAAGACGAGCUCAAUUGCGAAAGUUCAAGCUGCGCCGAGUUAUUGAAUACAAAACUGAUAAGGAUGACGAAGAUGUACAGCGAAUGGAGGAAGAACUAGAAGAAGAUCCAGAAGUGAGAACGAAUGUUAAUAUGUAUCACAACCCAGAAGCCAACUUCUCGGAUAAUGAAGAUUUGCCAAGAGUGGACCUUGCCGAGUUGUUAGACGCCGUUAAUCUGGAUGAUAAAACUGUUCCAGCUGAUUUUUAA